Colletotrichum chrysophilum is the source of this 2385-nucleotide messenger RNA. RefSeq lists its product as uncharacterized. NCBI's taxonomy places the organism in Eukaryota, Fungi, Ascomycota, Sordariomycetes, Glomerellales, Glomerellaceae. The record is from RefSeq and is a predicted model, not a curated record. The coding region runs from base 1 to 2385 and encodes 794 amino acids. The transcript is spliced from 3 exons. Gene Ontology annotation, molecular function: oligopeptide transmembrane transporter activity. Gene Ontology annotation, biological process: transmembrane transport.
AUGGGUUUCAGCAAGUGGCGCGGCAAGGUGUCGGAGCGGCCCAUCGUGGUCGACGCCGUCGCGACCGGUGUCGACGUCGAGGUCAACCCCGACGCGGAGCUCAAGAAGUUCAAGAAGAUCCACAAGUGGGAUCCGUUUUUGGACAUUGACAAGCUCGACGUCGCCGAGGAGGCCUUGGCAACCGGCGACUACGAGAAGGAGAAGGCCGUCGAGGAGGCUCUCCACGAGGACUCUCCCUACCCCGAGGUCCGGUCUUCGGUCCAACCCUUCGACGACCCCGAUCUGCCCAUCAACACGAUCCGCGCGUGGGUGAUUGGCGCCAUCAUGUGCACCAUCAUCGCCGCCUGCAACAUUCUCCUCGGCCUCCGUCGCUCCCCCAUCAUCAUCACACAGACCGUUGUGCAAUUGAUCAGUUACCCCGCGGGUGUCUACUGGGCCAAGGUCUUCCCCGACAAGACAUGGCACGUUGCCGGUAUUCCUCUCCAGCUCAACCCCGGUCCCUUCAACAUGAAGGAGCACACCGUCAUCACCAUGAUGACCGCCGCCGGUGCCACCGCCAGUUACGCCAUCGAUAUUCUCCUCGCCCAGGAGAUCUUCUACAAGCAGUUCUUCGGCUGGGGCUUCCAGAUCCUGCUCAUCAUCUCGACCCAGGCCAUGGGUCUGGGUAUCGCCGGUAUCCUGCGCCGCUACCUCGUCUGGCCCGCCGCCAUGGUCUGGCCCGCGACGCUCGUCACGACCACCGUCAUGAACUCCCUCCACGACCACUCGUCCUCGGACCCAGCCCUUACCAACGGCUGGAGGAUUGGCCGCUACAAGUUCUUCCUCAUUGUGGCUGCCAGUACUUUCGUCUACGAGUGGAUUCCCGAGGUGUUUGCCCAGUUCCUCCAGAUCUUCACCUUUGUCUGCUGGAUCGCCCCCAACAACGUCGUCGUCAACCAGGUCUUUGGUGGCCAGACCGGUCUCGGUCUCAUCCCCAUCUCCUUCGACUGGAGCACCAUUUCCGGUUUCCUGCUGUCUCCCCUGCAGACUCCUGCCUUCGCCAUUGCCAACGUCGGUAUCGGUAUCAUCAUCAUGAUGCUCGGCUGCAUUGGCCUUGCCUGGGGCGGUCCUGAGUUCUACCGCUACCUCCCCAUCAGCGCCAACUCCAACUUUGACCACUUCGCCCAGACUUACAACACCAGUCUCAUUCUCACCCCUGACUUCACCUUCAACGAGACCGCCUACAAGGAGUACUCCCCUCUCAUUCUCGGUCCUGCCUUCUCCCUCAGCUACGGCAUGGGUUUCGCCGGCCUGGUCUCCACCCUCACCCACGUCGCCCUCUUCUACGGCAGCGACAUCAUCGCCCGCACCCGCUCCGCCAAAAACGAGGAGGCCGACGUCCACCUUAAGCUUAUGCGCAAGUACAAGGAGGCUCCCGAGUGGUGGUUUAUGGCCAUGUUCGCCGUCAGCUUCGCCUUCGGCAUGAUUGCGUGCCAGGUCUGGAACACCCACCUGACCUGGUGGGCGUACAUCAUCUGCAUUCUCAUCGGCGCCUUCUUCAUCCUGCCCGUCGGCAUCAUCCAGGCCGUCACCAACCAGCAGACCGGUCUCAACGUCGUUACCGAGAUGAUUGUCGGUUACAUGACCCCCGGCCGCCCCGUCGCGAUGAUGCUGUUCAAGUCCUGGGGUUACAUGCUGUGCUACAACGGUCUGCAGUACGUGUCUGACAUGAAGGUCGGCCACUACAUGAAGAUUCCCCCCCGCACCAUGUUCGCCGCCCAGUCCUUCGCUGUCGUCUGGCUGUCUCUUGUUCAAAUCGCCUCCUACAACUUCCUCCGUGGCAACAUCGAGGGUGUCUGCACCUCCACCCAGGCCCAGGGUCUCACCUGCCCCAACGCCCGCACUUUCUACAACGCCAGUGUCAUCUGGGGUGUCAUCGGCCCCAAGCGCAUGUUCGGUGCCGGCCAGCUGUACUCCUGGGUCAACUGGUUCUGGCUCAUCGGCUUCGUCUGCCCCGUCGUCCAGUACUUCAUUGCCCGCCGCUACCCCCGCAGCAUCAUGCGCUACGUCUUCUUCCCCGCCAUCUUCGGUGCCGCCGGUAUGAUCCCUCCCGCUACCACCUGGUGGUUGGGACAGUGGGUCAUUGUCGGUCUCAUCUUCAACUGGUGGAUCCGUGGCCGCUUCUUUGGCUGGUGGACUCGCUACAACUAUGCCCUCUCCGGUGCCCUCGAUAUCGGUACCGCCCUUUGCAUCGUCAUCUCUGGCCUUGCUCUGGGUCUGUCAAACACCGAGUUCCCUGACUGGUGGGGCAACUCUGUGCCGUUUAACAACCUGGAUUCCGACGGCGCUGCCGUCACGAAGAUUCUUCCUGACGAUGGCUCCUUCAUCGGACCUUCUUCGUGGUAA